AUGACGGUGACCAAAUGGGUGACUCUUGCUCGCCAGUGCCUCCUAAGGCGUAUAUCUGUGCCCGAAUUUGAUGCCGCUUUGCGCGAGCUUGACAAGGUUGAUGGCAAAGAACUGUUUGGCGCUUUCAUCGAGUGCCGGGCCACAUUUUGUGUUCCUGGUGACCCCCUUGUUUCCUUAUAUCUCGACCACUUGGGCAGUUCAGGUCUUGUCAGCAUUUCCGAUGCGCUUCUAGUUCUCAUCGGCAAGUGGAACAGCGCGCCAAAGCUGUUUUCUCGUUAUUCGCCGGAAUGCUAUAGCCAGACAUUGCAGGACCUAACCAUGGUGGCUGUUUCACCAAAGUACAAGGUAACAGCUACGGAAUCCAGAAAGUCACUCCUGCUGGCCUCACGAUGGCUCUCAUCCAUGGCCCGUACUCUGCCGAACUUACUUGGAGAGUCACCAAACGCCAACAAUGUCAUCGAAGCACUGGGGUUUCUUGUUGCCUCGAUUGCAGCAAGUGAUGGUGGUUUGGAAGCACUUUCGCCUGGAGGGGAUCCGGCUAGAAAUGAACUGCGGGAGUCCAUCCGACAUGCUUUUGAGCUCUGUCUGCCCUUGUACUCUGUACUCUCUGCCCAGCUGAUGGAACGGCUCAACACUGUUCUGAAGCAUAUCAACCUUUUGGAUAAUGGUAGCUCUCAGCAGGGAGCUGGUCAACCAUCUGCGAUGCAGAUUCUACAGUUUCAGGUUUCAAUUCCAGAGUCUGAAAUGGUGGCCUCCAAGCUUGCAACGUCGUUGUAUCUUGAAGCGUUGCUUAUGACAGGUGCAACGAUUGAUGAUGCUGCGACAGUCAACUAUAUGUGCUCUCGCCAUCAGAAUGACUACCAGUCUGCGUUCAUGGACUUGGUGGCUGCCUCUUUUCACAUUCUCAAAACGCAGCAGAGCAAGAGCAUAUAUUACCAGCAAUGUCAGUUAUUCGUCCAGAAUAAACUGCCUAUACUGCUUUCAAUGAUCUCGGGCUCUUCUUUUAAUAGUUUCAACACCGAGCAAGCAAUCAUUGAUGGUUGGGCCUACCAAGAUUUGGGCGCCGUCGCCUCUCGAUUUCUUCACACUUGCUCCCUACACCAUCUGCUCACAGCGCAGGCCGUCUCGCAGUUGUUGGGGAGUGAAGAGAACAACACCACCAAAUUGUACGCAAAAGAUGAUUUGGUGAGUCAAGUUCGUGCCAGUCACACACGCGGCCCAAAACUGGUCGAUGAGCUCGUGCGGAGUGACGGAAGUGCUGGAUCUAUCAGUCAGGCUUUGGUUGAGAUCAUGCAUAGCUAUUGCCAGAGCAAGGAAACGCAGUACCUCAAAGACUUGGUGAAUGCCAUUCUUCGAAAGCCCGCGGCUAUCAAUUGUAUUUGUCUGUUCAUUCGGCCCGCGUUUUGGCUUGGACCGCUUUGCACCCUUUUGGAUGAGUGGCGCUGGGAUGAGAUUCAUGGGGAAGCACAACCGGUAUAUGACGAAUUUGGCGCAGUUUUCCUUCUGGUGUUGGUUACUAAGACACGAUUGAGGUUAUCAAAUGCGAACGUUGGCGUCCGAAAGAAGGAUGGGUUCUUGGCCCGAUACUUCGACCGAGAGAAUCUCGAGGAGAGUCUAGAAAAGCUGCCUGAAGCAACAACAUCACAUCUUGGAAAUUGGGUCAAUGCUUUGUAUCUUGCCGAAGGUCUCAGCGAUGAAUUAUUCACCAGUUGCUCUCCACACGAUUUCUACUUGUUGAUUCCCACACUUUUAAGACAGUCAAUUGUUGCCUAUCAGCAAGGAAAGUUGACACAAGAGUCGUUGAAAGCUGGACUGGAUUAUUUGCUCGAACCUUUCUUGUUGCCCUCACUGAUUCCUGCUUUGGACUGGGUUGGGAAUCUGGUCAAAGAGGACCAGAUGUCUGCGGAAAUUGUUCUCCAGGCGCUUCUCAAAUCACCCAGCGGUUCCGAAUCUCGAGACAUACACCAAACCAUUUUGGGGGUCUGUGCUCCAGAGCUUGAGAUGAACAUUCGGGCUUCUCAGUCUGACAAGUUUGGGUUUGCGCUCAAAGUUGUCGAGCAACUUCCCGAGUCUUCAUUUUCUGUCGCGAAACUGCAAGAUGGGCCUGUGGACGAGGUUCAACCGCAUAUCGUUGCUCUGAUCAUGCAACAGUCUUCCACGGUUGGCAUCCCGGCAAUGGUGCGGCGGCUGAUUGAGAUUCAAGGUGCCGAGCUCGCUUUGAAAUCGUUGCUCGGUGUUUUACUGCAACUCAGUGGUAGUCCUGACUUUUUGCUGUGUCUGGACGUGAUUGCCACGCUUGUGUCUGUCGUUCACAAUGGUCUCCGUGAAGCCCUGCGUCUCCAGUCAGGCACUCUUGGGACGUUGUUGAAAAAGGGCGAUACUCUUUCGGCUGAGGCGGUGGUACGUCUCCAUCGUCUGGUAGAAGCUUAUACCAAUUUUUUGACUCCUCAUGACAUGGGAUUGGACUCUUUUGAUUUUACCAACAUUGAUACGACCAAUCCCAACCUGGAUGAGAAUGCCCCUACAUCUGGAGAUGUGGAGAAGGAACCAUCGCAAGCAGAUGGGAUCGAUCAAGUUUUGGAUGAAGUUGCCGCAAUGGGCAACAUGGAUUCGAAUGAUGCCGACAUGAAUUUUGACGCUCUUUAUGGUUUACAAGGUGGUGAUAUGGAUCUGAAUGAUCUGGACUUGGAUAUGUUUUAG
Molecule: messenger RNA, 2700 nt
Organism: Exophiala dermatitidis NIH/UT8656
Lineage: Eukaryota; Fungi; Ascomycota; Eurotiomycetes; Chaetothyriales; Herpotrichiellaceae
Exons: 2
Coding region: 1-2700 (899 amino acids)
Biological process (GO): regulation of transcription by RNA polymerase II
Cellular component (GO): mediator complex
Molecular function (GO): transcription coregulator activity
Source: RefSeq, a predicted model, not a curated record